Messenger RNA from Sparassis crispa, 2418 nucleotides. RefSeq lists its product with no specific name. The transcript has 25 exons. The record is from RefSeq and is a predicted model, not a curated record. The coding region runs from base 1 to 2418 and encodes 805 amino acids. Lineage: Eukaryota; Fungi; Basidiomycota; Agaricomycetes; Polyporales; Sparassidaceae.
AUGUCGGAGGCAGCUCCAGAACGCCAGCCCUUACUGCGAGCAGCAGAUGUAGACACAACCGAAGUCUACCCUAUCAUUCAAUUGAUUCGAGAAGAUGUUAUGCACAAUAUUGAUAUUGCACUCUCCUAUGAGGCCUUGAUUGCUCCGGAAGUUACCAUUAAUCUCAUCCUACCACUCGAGGAGAAGUACAACAAAAUUCAGCGUCAAGGCAACUUGUCCAUCGUUUUCUGCUUGCUACUUAACCGCGUCUACUUCAUUCGCGACACCCACCUGAGUACUGCACCUCUUUCGCGCACGAGAGCCGCUCUGUGUGAGAUCCUAGCCAUACGGACGCUGCGUGAACAUGCACACAAUAUGCUCGAACUUGCUUUGGCUGUCACCAUGAGCUGGCCCGUGUAUUCUGGUGCACCUCCAGAGCUUCUGCAACGUGCUAGGGAAGAGCGUGAAGAAGACCCCGAGGAGAGAGUCGGGAAUGCCAUCGAGAUGGCAAUCCUAGGUCAAGCAAAACGAUUCACUAAUAGCUCCGCUUGUCAAAAAUGGAAAGAUUGUGUACCAAGCGGACAGCAGUCGUUCAAUCCUCUCGGAUGUACGUUUGCAGUCACACCAGGUGCACUGUCACUCAUCCUGCAUUUGCAGACCUACAAGCGAACACCCAUCCACUUCUACGACCCAUACAAGGCCCCUCUGCUUGAUCACUAUCGACUGAAGGUGCCAGCGAUCCGUUCUGUGCUGGAAUACACCAAUUUCUUGGUCAUGUUCGUCUUGUUCAUCGUGGCCCUCGAGUUCAAUACUAUGGGCCACAUCAACGUGGCUGAGGGCAUAUUCAUGAUCUAUGCCCUCGGAUUCACUCUGGAGAAAGUCGCGGCUAUGCAGGAGCACGGUAUAACACUAUACUUCAAGGGAACGUGGAACGGCUUUGACCUAGCUUUCGUCACUCUUUAUUGUGCGUAUGCGAUACUCAGGCUCGUUGGGGUAUACAAUCAUAGACAUUGGGCUCGCGAGCUGGGGAUUGACUUCCUUGCGUUGAUCGCUGUACUCAUGUUUCCUCGGCUGGCAUUCGUCACUCUCAAAAACAACGUCAUGGUCCUGUCCCUCCGAGCUAUGAUUGUGCAGUUCGUCGCCUUGAUGUGCGUAGCGGCAUUCUGCUUUGGGGGGUUUAUGUACGCGAUUUGGACUUUCAGCAGAAACAAAGCUGGAUAUUCAGCUAGUCAAGUCGCCUGGUGGAUGCUCGAUCUGUGGUUUGGGCUUGAUGCAAGUCUAUUCGAUGCUGCAGCUGCGAUCCAUCCUUGGUUGGGCCCGGUGACGAUUGUCACUUACGCAAGUCUUAGCAACACUUUGCUGCUUACAAUCUUGGUUUCUAUACUAUCCCACACGUUCUCGACCAUCAAUGACGAUGCCAGUGCCGAAGCAAUGUUUCGCCGGGCUGUCUCGACUAUCGAAGGAGUCAAAGCGGACUUCCUCUUCUCAUACCAACCACCGAUCAAUCUGGUAGCGCUAUGUAUUCUACUCCCAGCUGGUUAUAUCCUCUCCCCGAGGUGGUUCCACAAGCUGAACGUGUUCAUGAUCAGGCUUACAAGUUUCCCCGUCUUGCUGCUCAUUGCAUGGUAUGAGAGGCAAGCAAAACGGAGUGGCUCAUUUACGUUCUACGAGACGGUCUCUGCAGCUGCAGAAAAAGUAUUCGAUACCCUGCCUCGACAUCUGAAGCGUCUCACGUUCUUUGAAGGCCUUAGUGGGCCUGAUGCAGACAUAGAUGCGAUCUUUGAAUUGGAGGACGAAUUUGAAGAGAGUGCACUAGAUACCGUUGAAGAACCUACCUCUUUCGCUGGUCUUCGUCCGCGUCGGAUGUCCCACGGCUCCCGUCGCCCCACCGUGGGACGCUCCACCCCCCCUCGCUCAUCGCGUAAGAGCGAACAGCAACAGGUAGGGCACCCAAGUGGGCCCUCGUCGUCCCGGCACCGCCUGAACUCCAUAGUCACCCACUGGGAGAUCCCGCAGAGCGUCUCUAGUCCGCUCGCGCAGAUUUACCAACCGCAAUCCACGGAGGAGAACUUCGCGGAUGGCCAGGAUGGCGUGAGCCCCAGCGUCAGCUACGGGCGGCGGCGUUUGUCGUCCCUGCAUCAACGAUCUACUAUGGAUUUGUCUGGGGGGCCAGGACACCAUGCUACGGCGUUCAAACGCUUCCCAACUACCAGCCCAGGUUCUCGCUCUGGAGGCCUGUCAUCUCAACCAUUGUCUGAGAGCCCUGGCCAGCGCUCUGACAUGCGUUCUCAUACUAGUCUUGAACAGCCGGAGACCGCCGAGCAGAUUGAGGAGAGCCAGCCUCAGGCUGGUAUCCAGAGGCGCUUGGACACAAUUGAGGAAAGGCAGAAGAGGAUAGAGGACUUGCUUGUACAGUUGUCUGAGAGGGUCGUACAUUAG